This is a messenger RNA of Trichomonas vaginalis G3, 1572 nucleotides long. Its product is annotated as leucine-rich repeat, isoform f-related family. Lineage: Eukaryota; Parabasalia; Trichomonadida; Trichomonadidae. Gene Ontology annotation, cellular component: plasma membrane; lamellipodium. The transcript has a single exon. Gene Ontology annotation, biological process: cell migration; regulation of Arp2/3 complex-mediated actin nucleation. The coding region runs from base 1 to 1572 and encodes 523 amino acids. The record is from RefSeq and is a predicted model, not a curated record.
AUGUUUACAACCCUUAACUCUACUAUUAGCAAAAUUUACAUCAAAAGUAUUGAUUUUACGCAUCCUUUGAAAUCAUUGGAUUCAUUAUUCACCGAAAGCUCAUGUAUUAAGGCAAAAGAGUUCAGAUUCAAGGAUUGUAAGUUCGGUUCUCAAGCUGCAUGUGAUUUCUUUGAAGCUUUUACUCAUUAUCCAGCACAAAUUGAAAUUUUAACGUUCGAAAUCUGCCAAUUCAAUGCGAAAUCGUUAGAUUCGUUCUUCCAGACAUUAUUCUUCAGUAACUGUUUCCAUAAUCUCCAAGUUUUUCAGAUAAAAGACAUUUCCGGAUUUGAUGACCUUUCUUUCUUCCUUUUUCAACUUGUUUCAUGUGGUUGGGUGUUAGAGACUCACUGUCUGAGGUAUUUGGGAGCUCCUGGAUGCAAUUUAACCCUUGAACAGUUGAUUCCUCAAAUUCUUCAACUGGAUACUGAAUUUUCUGACUUGGAUUUGAGUGGAAACAACUUCAAGACUCCGAUCAAAACAAAAUUUGAUAUAAACCGCAGCUUUACAACUUUAAUUCUCAAAAACGUGAAUUUUGGACCGAAAUGUUUGCUUUCUCUGCUCAAAUCCCUGCAGAAAGUGAAUCAUAAAUUCAACCUGGAUAUAUCAAACUGCAAGAUGACCGCUGAAUCAUGGAAAGAUUUCUAUGAAAAUUUGAAUCAAAUUAAAAUUCAAAAUUUACAAAGCAUAAUAUAUGACAGGAACCCUCUAAAACCUGAUAACAUACAGCAAUUCUGCAGUUUCAUCAUGAAUCAGCCAAGUUUGAACUCAAUUUCAAUAUCAAAUUGUAUAUCUAAGGUUGAUAUCAAUUCUGUUGUUCCGCAACUAACAAAUCUUGUCAAUACAAAGUCAAUAGAGUCAUUGACUAUCGCUUGUACCCCAGAAAACACGCUUGGAGGCUUAAUUUUACCAAUAAUUUUUACAGCGCUCUCCAAGGGAACUCUGAAGAAGUUAGAUAUAUCAGGCCAAGCAGGUGGUGAGCGAAUUAUGUCUCAAAUCCUUCAAAAAAUGACUCCUUCUUUAUCCGAAAUUAAUUUUGACGGAUUUUUGCCAAGCGACGGUGAAGCCUUCUUGAACAUAUGCGAGUCAUUCAUGGAGAGGCCUUAUAUCAAGAAUAUUACGUGGCCAGGCUCAGAUGUGAAAGGAUGUCUUGCUAGAACUAAUCCGCAGCAACAAAAUGACUUAGCGAAGAAGAUACAACAAUUGAAGACACAAUUUAGUAAUAAAUAUGGCCACGUUGAUGAAAAAUUUGAUUCAAUAAUCGAUAAGAACUUGAAGACGCAGCCAAAUGAUAAGCAUUCAUCUGGUUAUGAAAUGGGAGAUGACCUGAAUAGCCCUCCGCAAGAUUUAAUCAGAUCUAGAUGCGGAUUAGCAGAAAAUUACGAAUCAAUGAAAGAUUUUGUAAAAUAUGAUCCUGAAACAGAACUACUGAUUAAAGAAUGUAAGGAUGUCUUUGGAAUUGACCCUGUUUCAAAGAUAUUUGCUCAAGUUAAUUUCCAUACUCAAAUAGAUUAUUUAAUACAGAAUAUAGAAUAA